AAGCGAUUAACUGAACUGAUAAGUGACAGCUAUCGUGUCCAAGUAGCUUCGUCACAAAAUUAAAGACUGAAGGUGCUUUGUUAAAAGCACAAAAAAUCAUUCAGAGUCUAAAAUCACAUGGGCAGAGCUAAUAGGACAUGUCCAAUUGUGCUGUAUUAAAAAACUGGCUCUGCAUGGCUUAACUUAGACUCUUUGUAGAAAGAGAACUUACUCCAAAUAAAAAAGAGUUAUUCAGUCUCAGAAAAUAGUUAGAAAAAUGGCACCCAGUUUACCCAAUUGUCGCAAUUAUAAAGUUCCUCGGGACAUCUCCUUCUCUGGAUCCGGAUUCUUGGCCACCUACCAGUUAGGAGUUGCCCUGUGUCUCUUCAAGUACGCUCCCUGGAUUCUGCGCUCGGCGGUCUGCGUUCUCGGGGCUUCUGCUGGAUCUUUGAUCGCUACGGCCGUGGUCUGUGAAAUGAACAUGUGUAAGUGACGAGAAGUUUGACAUCAUGUUUAAAAAAAAAAAAAACGUUUAUUUAUUUAUUUUUAUCAACAGUUGCCAUCCGGGAUGAAAUCCUUCAGUUUGCCAAGCAUGUGACAUUGUUUAUGCUCGGACCAUUUGACCCAUCAAUUAAAGUUGCCAACUGGUUAGAACGACUUUUACACAAAUAUCUUCCUCCUGAUGCGCACCGCCAGGCGAGAGGUCGCCUCGGUAUUGCAGUGACCCGUGUGACUGAUGGGAAACAUUUGAUACUGUCUGAGUUCCACUCCAAAGAAGAUAUAGUGCAGGCUUUGCUGUGUAGCUGCUUUGUGCCUGGAUUUAGUGGCUAUCUGCCUCCAACUUUCAGAGGAGAACACUAUAUGGAUGGUGGUUUGAGCAACAUACAGCCCAGGUUGCCUGACUCAUCUGAUGUCACGCUGACCGUUUCCCCAUUUUCUGGAGACGCCGACAUCUGCCCUGCCGACCCUCCCAGUAACCUAGAAAUGGUGGUAGGCAGCGCCGUGUUGAAGUUCAGCAUGACGAACAACCUCAGAAUCCUUAAUGGUCUUUACCCCACAGAUCUGGAGACUAUUGAGGAAGCUUUUUACAACGGCUUCAAAGAUGCAAUCCGUUUUCUUCAAAUUAACGAUCUUGUCCCAUCUGCAAUGAGUGAAGGUCCUGAAAUGAUACUGAGUGAUGGCCAAGCCAACAUGUGGAAACAGAACAGAACAGAACUAGAGGAUGUGGAGAUGAAAGCAGAGAACACCGCUGUGGAAAGCUACAGCUCCACAUGGACUGACGGCUCAGUUGAGCCAGAGCCCUUUAGGGAUUCUCAUUUUCACUUUGAUGUGGUCAAAAAUGUUCUUUUGGGCAAUGCUUCAACCUAUCUCAGCAUGCUGAGACUACCUGCGAGAAUUUUGUCAAGUCUGCUUCUUCCUCUUGUGGUGUCUUUUUAUGCACUUCUCCAGAGUAGACAAAGAAUGGAGUUGCUGUUCAGACAGCUGCCUGAAAUUGUUUUCUGGACGUGGCACGGUGUCAGACAAUGUUUUCUAUUUUUUGUCAACAUAGUUGUUCAAACCCUGAAGAAGGGCAUGGAAGAAAGGCAAGGGUCAUGAACUGCAUCCUGCUAUUGCAAUGGCUGAAAGUCUACUCACAUUAUGGACAAUGACUGAUGUUCACUUCCAAACAUCCAAAUUCACAAGACAUUGUACACUUUGACCAAAAACUUGUACCAUACACUACCAAAAAAAUAUAAAAAUGUAUGUUGUAAAAACCUACGCCAUAUAAAGUGUAGUGUGAAAACUUGAUUUGUAUGGCUUCUUUUGCUAACUACUUUUAUUGCACUUUGACAUUUGUGUUUUGUUUUGUAUGUUGCAUUGCUCUUUGUUGAAACAGAAUCAAAGUUUCAUUUGUUGUAGGUUGUUAUACCUUUAUAUACUGACAAGUUUUAAUGUUUGAAGGUAAUUCUUUUAUAUUGUGGAUGAUAAAAACAACCUUCCAAAGUU
This is a messenger RNA of Oryzias melastigma (Indian medaka), 1965 nucleotides long. Its product is annotated as patatin-like phospholipase domain-containing protein 2. Gene Ontology annotation, molecular function: triacylglycerol lipase activity. Gene Ontology annotation, cellular component: membrane; cytoplasm; lipid droplet. NCBI's taxonomy places the organism in Eukaryota, Metazoa, Chordata, Actinopteri, Beloniformes, Adrianichthyidae. The record is from RefSeq and is a predicted model, not a curated record. The transcript has 8 exons. Gene Ontology annotation, biological process: triglyceride catabolic process; lipid homeostasis. Bases 586 to 1575 code for a protein of 329 amino acids.